This is a messenger RNA of Amoebophrya sp. A25, 3313 nucleotides long. The record is from the annotation of a GenBank genome assembly. Lineage: Eukaryota; Dinophyceae; Syndiniales; Amoebophryaceae.
AAUCUUCUGUUUCAAGAGAGAGAGAGAGUUAGAGCAGGGCAUGCUAUUUCGGAUAGUGUUCACUCUGACUCCCUGUAUGUGUGUGAUUUUUGUUCCCUAGGAUUAACGAAGUGUGUGAGUUCUGUUGGAGUAACAAAUCGUAAAUUUUGAUUUUCUGUUUUUUGCUUGGUCGCACGCGACCUAAGUACUGUAUUAAACGUUGAGAAAGAGAGAUGAGAAAUUCUCCCGUUACCUGUGAAAUUAUGGUUCCAUGUCGCAGGUCGCUUGCGAAAAAUUUAAUCUCGCCUUUCCCCCCUGAGUGACUGAGUUUGACGAGGUGUAGAUGUUGCUUUUGUAGCAGUACUACUUUCUUUCCUUGUGUUGGCUUUUCUUGAUAUGGAGUGACUUGUAUUUGACGGUGACUAGUACAUUAGAUUAGGAAUCUAUUUUUUCAGGGUUCCUAUCUUUAUCAACAAAAGACUCUAUCUAAGCAUUCUUUAUCCCUCUCUAUGCUUAAUCAAAGCUUUCCAUUUGUCGACUUUUAGAUCAAAGACGGUACUCGUACUCAGUAGGGUCGCUGGGACCUGAAAAAUGCCGCCCAAAAAGGUGAUGAAACAAGCGGCGAAAAGCCCGGCGAUGAAGAAAAUGGGGUCGCCUAGUCCUGCGAUGAAGAAAAUGGGGUCGCCUAGUCCUGCGAUGAAAAAAAUGGGAUCGCCUAGUCCUGCCAUGAAAAAAAUGGGAUCGUCCCCGAGUCCUGCUUCUAUGAAAAAAUCAGCAGGUGGACGGAAAAGUGGCGGCGCGUCUUCUGCCAAAAAGAGUGGUCCAAGCACCCCAAGAGCCGGGAAAAAGAAUGGGCAUGCUCGUGCGAAGAGAAGCGGACCCUCACCUGCCGAAAAUGCGUUGAAGAAAGUAGAGGCAGCGCUCACUUUCGGGUACGGCUGUCCCCGGCACCCCAUUUUAGAGAAGAUGCUGCACCCCUGUCUCUCCGUGUGUAACGCAGAAAGGCAACCCUUGCAGCGGAAGGGCGUAGAGAUGCUCCGCAAGCAGAUGAACAGCAUGCGGGAGGCCUUGAGUGCACGAUUAGCGAAAAAGACUGAGUUCAUUCAUAACGCGCAGAUGAUCGAGGCCGACCUGAAGCAGACUGGCACACUGCUAAAGCAGCAAAUGGAGAACCUACACGAUCAGGCUGACGGCCUGAAGAAAAAAAUCGCAGAGGACGAAACGAAUCAAAAACGGGCAAUAAAAGCAUGCAACGAAGCGAAAGCAUUCCGGAGUGAAGUGUAUCUAUACAAAAUUAAUAUAAUUUUUAGGUCGUUUAAUACGAUAAGUAUACCCUCACUCAAUAGAAGAUAGCCACGGCAAUGUGUAAUUUUGAUGGGUUGUCUGUUUUUCAAACUUAGAUAACACAUAUCUAUGCAUACGUGAUUGCGUCUUUUGUUUCUCGCUUUAUGGUAUUUGUCUUUAAAAACUCGUCGUUUAUUCUAGUCCUGCUAGCUAGUUUCAUCCUGUACUUGCAGUUCGUAGCUUCUUUUCGGAUUAAACGAGACAGAUUGAAGAUUUACUGUCCACCAAUCUUCAAACGUGUUUAUGUAUAGUUUACAGGUACCCUCAUGUAUCCUAGGUGAGUCCCUUCAUCCAAUAUUUAGUGAGAUGACCCCACGUUUCCGUACUUCCGAUCGUCCUCGUCGCCCUUCAUCAGGUACAAUUCGGCGACAACGUUGUCGAAGGAUCUUGGUCAAGUCAAGGAGAUGGAGGAAAAUGCUUUGCAGAGACUGCUGACGGAUCCUCCACAGAGCAAUAACCAGUUCCAAAAGUUGAUGAACACGGUAAAAGCGGUCCUCGAAAAAAUAGUGGUCUUGGACCAUUCCGUACUCGCUGCGUUGCCGAGUGCGUUACGGAAAGCGGUACUACUAAUUAUUGGAAGUUUUCUCCCUAUCUCGAUCUCCUACUGUGCAAUAUUAAGGUUCUAUUUUGAUGAAGUAUAUAAAAGAGUAAGGGAAAAAAUCUUAGGCAGAUUGCCGAGUAGAUUUACAUCGUCAUCAUAUAAAAGAGUAAGAUUCAUGAUAAGACUACUGGAUACAUAAUCAACAGCCUAGCAGCCGUGGUCCCUUCGACGAAGUGACCGUGCAAGAGGUGAAGAAGCAGGUCCGCAAUUAUGUGCUCGAUACGGAGUUCAAAAUCGGGAACCAAGGUGGUCGAGAAGCCGACGCAGAGCAGAAGGUCGUCACCGCGGACGAGGAGUACAAUCGCCUCGAGAAGAAUCUGGAAGCGGGGAUGGAAUUACUCCGAAUCGUCGACGAAAACGUAGACAAGAACCGAAUCGCGAUGAAGGAGAAUGAACGACAGCAAAAGCAGCAUCCUAAGAGUCUCUCGCGUGCCUUCGUGGAACAGACCGAGCUGGCAGGGGACGUAGCCAAGUUCGCAGACAUAUUUGCUGCUUUUGUUAAGGCAACAAAUUGUUAGUACUGUGUGAAUAAUGUUAAACUUAAAUGGUUAAUGUAGUUUUUGUUCCAGCUCCUGUGAACACCUAGAAACGACCCACAACUCUAUGAUAAGUGAACCAGGUAGAAGUUAGCAACGACCAUAACUUGUGAAUAUGUAGUAGUUGUAGCAAGUUUUACACCCGACGAGCAGACUUAAUGAAGAAUAUAAUAUGAAUUACUGAAGGGAGAACCUCAUACUGGUAGACUCACUGAGUAUAGAAAUAACUCAAGAGUGAACCAAGCAACUGCAACUACCUAUGUUAAUUAGGUCAUCUACUUCUAAUUUCCACUUCUUGGUGAAUCGGGAAACGAACGAGGGCUACGAGGAAGACACUGAGGAGGUGGAAGAGGAUGGUGAUUCCAAUGCCUCAAAACGGCGUCGGGUGAACGCAAUUGAAGGCCCUAUGAACGAAAUAAGGGAUCUACCAGGUCGCCCAGCUAUGAUCGCCGAUGGGUCACCGAUUGACUUCGACGAAAUCUAAAAGCAACUUCCUCGUUUGAUGAAAGAUUUUGAUAUAAGAAGAGUUGCUUGAUGCUGGAUGAGUCUGAUAGAAGAAUAGCGUUUGAUGGUGGACAGCACUCUGUCAUUGACGGAUUCCAGAUGAACAUGCUUGACAUUCACAAAAUGAAUUUAUGUAUUGUGUUUCUGAAUAAGAACAAUCAAUAUCUUGUUCUACUUCGAAGAAGCGUUGCGGCUGUGAGGAUGGUGAAUUUGGACGUGAUUAUUUACAGCACCAAGGAAUUUUCCUCUGGCGAGAGGCAUCUCCCACGAAUCACAAAGAAGUGAAAGCUUCUAUUGAAACCACAAUGAUGAGGAAAAACGACGCCGCGCGUCCGCGUUGUUGAAAUCU